Balaenoptera acutorostrata (minke whale) is the source of this 1729-nucleotide messenger RNA. RefSeq names its product BCL2 like 14 (gene BCL2L14). The record is from RefSeq and is a predicted model, not a curated record. The transcript is spliced from 7 exons. Bases 147 to 1238 code for a protein of 363 amino acids. Gene Ontology annotation, biological process: regulation of apoptotic process. Lineage: Eukaryota; Metazoa; Chordata; Mammalia; Artiodactyla; Balaenopteridae.
AGAGCCUUCCAAAAUGAGGAGCCAAGAAGACUUGGCCAAAGUUUCCUCUUAAGUUUCGUGGAGAGAGACUCAGGUAUAGAAAUAUCCCUACUGCCACCUGACCUGAAGCAGGAGAAACUGCUGACAGCUUGGAGACCAGCCCUGCCAUGUGCACCACUAGCGCCUGCGACCUGGAGGAGAUCCCCCUGGAUGAUGAUGACCCAGACAGCAUGGAAUUCAAAAUCCUGGAGUUCUACGUCAAACACCACGUCUUCAAGAACACCUCUGCUGUCUUCUCACGAAAGCUCCCCAGAACAAGAAGUUUGUCCCAGAAAGGACCGGAGAGUUGGCCGGCAAACGAAGCAUGGACACAGGGGCCGUGCACUUGCAGAAAUUCCCAAUCCAGGGAGAAGGUCAUAAACGUUGCCAAGAAAAAGUCGUCUUGGAGAACACUCUUUGGAGUAGCAGAGAAGGAGGAGGGCUCUCAGAGCUCGCCUCCGGAGUUCCGUUUGGAGGGGCGAAGUACGGUGGGACCUCAGAGGGGUCCUCACGGUCCGCAAUGGCCGAGGUCCCUCUCCAACGUGGAACAGCGCUUAGAGCGUGAAGCCGUGGACCCCAAAGUUGUUUCCAUUGCCAACCGAGUUGCUGAAAUCGUUUAUUCCUGGCCGCCGCCAGAUCUCCACAGCCCGGGAGGAAGCUUCAAGUCCAGAAGGAUUGUGACAUGCCAGGGUCUCCAGAACCAGGGCUUCCAGCCUAGAGCUACAAGUGGGAAGAGAGUGGAUGAUGAGGGGCCGAGCUGGCUCCUGAGUUUGCAGUACGCCAGAACAGAAGGCAUAAGAUUUAUCUGCCAAGGUGGUGUCUCCCAACCCCAGAAGCAAAGCGAUGGAGAAGACCAAAUAAUAGCCAGAAUCGUUGAGCUGCUGAAAUAUUCGGGGGAUCAGUUGGAAAGAGAGUUGAAGAGAGACAAGGCUUUGAUGAACAGCUUCCAGGAUGGGCUGUCCUACCCUGUUUUCAAGACCAUCACAGACCAGUUCCUAAGCGGUGUGGACACCAGGGGAGAAUCAGAGGUCAAAGCUCAGGGCUUUAAGGCUGCUCUUGCAAUAGAUGUCAUGGCCAAGCUCACAGGUAUCGACAACCACCCCAUGAACAGGGUGCUGGGCUUUGGAACCAAGUACCUGAAGGAGAACUUCUCGCCCUGGAUCCAGCAGCACGGUGGCUGGGAAAAAGUACUUGGGAUAUCACAUGAAGAAGUAGACUGAAACAUCAGAGGAUUUGUAAUCUGGAAUACUCAUGGUCCAACUCUGGUCUUGUGUACAUCAGUCUUAGCACAGACUACGGGAGAAAACAAAAAUGGACAAGGCAGAUGGACCAUCAAAAUCUGCAAAACCAUUAUUCCUGCAAAUCAAGAGGCAUCAGGAGAGGCCUUGAAAUCUCUGGCGCAUAGAAUCUAGUAGCAUGGCCCUCGGCAUCCAUGUUUUCAGGUCUCCAUUGAGUGUGUAAGGAAGUCUCGAAAGACGAGUGGUAAUUUUCCAUUCAAAUGCUUAGAACAGAAGUCAUCACCCUGCCUCUGCCGGCCACUUGAGCGAAAGUGUGUGACAGAUGUUUGUUGACCUCCUGAGGGUGAAAUGAUAAAUGGGGCAUGUGCUUACUCUUUGGUUUCCAGUACUAUUUAUUUUUCAAACUUCACUUGAGAUGGCCUGACAAUGACAUUGUUUCAAGCCUACCUUUAGGCCAAUGUGGCUGUUUGUGU